UGUUCUUCGGUUGGGGUUCUCGAAAUCCUCGAUGGCCAUGCCCUGAUUUGGGGGGCCCUGACCAUAUGCCGUGGUCUCGUACCUGCCAGAGUGGCGUUAUGAGGGCGCGAACUGGGACACGAUCAGCGAACAUUCCUCCCACAUUCUCCUCUUCUCGCUGGAGCCCGACCCGAAGGGCAACAUCAUUGCCAUGGACCGUCUGCCACGCAGGGAGCUGAUGUUGCAAGCAAGGGCCGCUGCGACCAGGUAUGGUUCGAAGCUCAUGAUAUGCUUCGGGGGAAACGCUCGCUCCAAUGGCUUCUCCCCUAUGGUGCGCAAGCGCAAGCGGAGGGGACGGUUUUUGGAGCGGUUAGGGAAAUUGAUGGAGAAGCACAGUUUGGACGGGGUAGACUAUAAUUGGGAGUAUCCCGGUUACAGCUUCGGCAAGGGAUAUCUACCCGACGAGGAGAUCAGAUUAGACUACAAAGGCCUCAGUGCUCUCAUUCGAGAGACCAAGGAUUACGGGCGUGUGCAUAAAUAUGUGAAGCGAUGGCUGAAUCAGUGAGCUUCUGGGUAAUUGAAACUCACACAUGCGUUCAUGUUACAUCCCAGUCAAGGUGAAACCGAUGAACGCCAUGGGAGACCAGGGGAACACAGCCAAUAGGGAUUUUGCGCAACAUGCCUCCAAGGAAUUCUUUGCCUCGAGGGGCACGCCGAAGGAGGUGACGAUGGCGUACUACCCAGACGGGCGACAGGAGGAGCUGAUCAAAGAAUAUGGGAUCGACCAGCACGUCGACUUGAUGCACAUGAUGAGCUACGACCAGACUGGACGGGGUGUGCACCACAGUACCUUAGAGUACGGCUUGAAGACCGCAAAACAGGGGGCCGAGAUCCUGCCACCGUUAAAGCUGACGCUUGGCGUGCCUUUCUACGGUCGCCACAGCCUCACGGGAGACUGGGUCACCUACGAGGACCUUGUGCAGCAGCACCACCCUCUCGGGCCGGACGUGAAUCAUGUGCCAGUAGAUCCUGAAAAGUUUGGCGGUGAGGCGACCCAGAAUUUCAACGGAGUGAAGUGGAUCGAAGAGAAAACUGCGUUUGCGUUGCGGCACGGCUUGGGCGGAGUCAUGAUUUGGGAGGUGGGUCAGGAUUGCCGCCUUGUUCCCGUGACACACGGUGCCAAAACACAUGUCCGCACUUGUCCAGAGGAUAAUGCAUCCUUGCUUUUAGCCAUCACGCGCGCGGCCGUUGCUGCAGGGCGCGCCAGAGAGCAGUCCUCCGACGUGGCACUGCCAGGCAGCACGAGCGGCGCGAAAGGCGCGGACGAGUUGUGAUUGUCAUGGCUCGCCUCGUGAUUCAUAA
This is a messenger RNA of Prorocentrum cordatum, 1341 nucleotides long. The record is from the annotation of a GenBank genome assembly. NCBI's taxonomy places the organism in Eukaryota, Dinophyceae, Prorocentrales, Prorocentraceae.